AUGAUCUCUGCUACAAAUUGGGUCCCAAGAGGGUUUUCUUCGGAAUUUCCUGAAAAAUAUGUUUUAGAUGAUGAAGAAAUGGAAAGAAUCAACCAGUUAGCACAAUUGAACUUGGACGAUGCCAAGGCCGACUUGGAAGAAGCCGGGGGUGAAGUCGAAGUUGAAGAUGAUGUUGAAGCUGAGGCUGAAGCUGAAGCUGAAGCUGCCCCUGCUGGUUCUGAGAACUUGAAAGAUCAGCUAGAGAUGGACGAUGAUUUGAAAGAGUAUAAUCUAGAGGAAUAUGACAACGAAGAGACUAUCGGCAACGAGAACGGUGAAGACAUAUCCAUGUUUCCAGGUCUAAGCAAUGACGGAGAUGUUAAGUUCCAUGAAGGGGAAGAAGGUGAAGAUCCAUAUAUUUCAUUGCCUAAUCAAGAGGACACCCAAGAGGAGAAGCAAGAGUUGCAAGUCUACCCAUCUGAUAACUUGGUUCUUGCUACAAGAACAGAAGAUGACGUCUCGUACUUGGACGUUUACGUUUACGACGACGGUGCCGGGUUCCAUAGUGAUGAUAUUCCGGUUGAAAAAGGUGACGAGGUUGAUCCGGAUGUUGCCCGUGGGUUAGUUCGUGAUGGUGCGUUAUAUGUUCACCAUGACUUAAUGCUGCCUGCGUUCCCAUUAUGCGUGGAGUGGCUUGAUUACAAAGUCGGUUCUAACUCUGAAGAAGCUGCUAAUUACGCCGCUAUCGGUACAUUUGAUCCACAAAUCGAAAUUUGGAACUUGGACUGUGUCGACAAGGCCUUCCCGGAUAUGAUUUUGGGUGAGCCACUUGACAAUUCAAUGGCUUCUUUGCAGAGCAAAAAGAAGAAGAAGAAGUCUAAGAACCAACACAUCAAGACCCAUCAUACUGAUGCUGUUUUGUCUAUGGCACACAACAGACACUUCCGUUCUGUAUUAGCAUCCACCUCCGCAGAUCAUACCGUGAAACUAUGGGAUUUGAAUUCAGGUAGCGCAGCCCGUUCGUUGGAUUCCAUCCAUUCUAACAAGAACGUUUCUUCAUCUGAAUGGCACAUGUUGAACGGGUCCGUUCUUUUGACCGGUGGUUACGAUUCUCGUGUGGCUUUAACUGAUGUAAGAAUUUCCGACGAGAGCCAAAUGAGUAAACACUGGUCCGUCAUGUCAGGCGAAGAAAUCGAAACCGUAACAUUUGCUGAUGAAAAUAUAAUAUUAUGUGGUACUGAUUCUGGUAACGUAUACUCCUUUGAUAUCAGAAACAAUGAAAGUCGUAAGCCAGUUUGGACAUUAAAGGCACAUGAUGCCGGUAUCUCCACUUUAUGUUCAAAUAAAUUCAUUCCUGGUAUGAUGAGUACUGGGGCCAUGGGUGAAAAAACUGUUAAAUUAUGGAAGUUCCCCUUGGAUGAAACUACAAACGGCAAAGGUCCAAGUAUGGUUUUGUCCCGUGACUUUGAUGUCGGUAAUGUCUUGAGUUCAUCAUUUGCGCCAGAUAUCGAAAUAGCAGGCAGCAUGGUUAUCGGUGGUGUCAACAAGGGUUUGAAACUAUGGGACGUUUUCACCAACAGAUCCGUACGUAAAAGCUUCAAUAGUGAACUACACGACGUGCAAACAAGAGCCAGGGAAGAAGCCAAGCAACUGGGCAAGAGUUCGAGAAUCGCAAGAAAAUACACCAACAAUGAUAAUCCAGACACUGUUAUGACCAUUGACGAUCAAGGUGAAGACGAAGAAGAAAGAGAAGGUGAAGACGAGCAUGAUGACAUGGCAUAA
Messenger RNA from Saccharomyces eubayanus, 1761 nucleotides. It is a transcript of the gene PWP1, whose product is annotated as rRNA-processing protein PWP1. Gene Ontology annotation, molecular function: protein binding. The record is from RefSeq and is a predicted model, not a curated record. The transcript has a single exon. Lineage: Eukaryota; Fungi; Ascomycota; Saccharomycetes; Saccharomycetales; Saccharomycetaceae. Gene Ontology annotation, biological process: rRNA processing. The coding region runs from base 1 to 1761 and encodes 586 amino acids. Gene Ontology annotation, cellular component: nucleus.